AUGCCCUCUCAGACUCAGCCUCUUUAUGCUUUCAAUCUUCCGUUUGAAGUAUGGCAGCACAUCUCGUCGUUUCUUUCUGUGGAUGAAGUAUGGGUGCUACAAGGUUUGAACCGUAUGUUGCGGGGUAUUGCACUGGAUACGCGAUUUCGAUGCAUCAAAGUGAAUCUUUCGCCGCAGCACCCUGCGAGCUACGCGAGGCGCUUUCGAUUUUUAGGGGAAGAUCACAUAGCAAAGCGUGUCAAAGAGAUCCAUUUUCUGCCCCAUGUUCCUCAAGAUCCCUUUGACGUGAAGGGACCUCGCCAUAAAAGUGAGAUGAGGACAAGUAGGUCUCAAUUCAAGGGAAUCUUCGAGGAUGUCGUUUCGCCCGAGUCAAAUUUCAUUGUCACUACCAUCGCACGUUUUAAGAAAGCGUCACUUUUGCGCAUCGAAGCCAGCUACGACACACGCUUGCGUCCCCCGGUUCUCCAGCUUAUACACGGAAGUCUUCGAAUUUUGGCCAAUACCAUUCGUAAUCUGACCCUCAUGGUUUCUUUCGACAUGAUGUCUACCAUCAUUUUGCCAGAUCUUGUUCUGACUCGACUGGAAGCUCUUGAAAUCGUACCUUUGAUACUGGAACGGCCCAAUAAUCAGAGCGAAAUUUUGACCCUUUACUCCAACACAUUGAAGGCGACACUAUUACCCUUUGUCAAUCGCCACCGUCUUACAUUGAAAUCUUUCAAUUUUGUUCCUCAGAAAACCCAAAUGCUCUGGAUCUCCUCAAAGUCCAAAUGCAUGGCACAUUUCAAUAUGUCUCUGCUAUUCGAGGGCAUAAACCAUAUUCCACACUUGGUAUAUUUAUCUGUCAGUGUCCCCGCUACCACGUCUACCAACGAUGCCACCCAGCGAUUCUUUGCUCUACACUCUCAAUCCCUCCGCCAUCUACAGAUUUCCAUGGCUCACAUGUCUGUUCCCAACUACUUGACCUUCCUGGAACGAUUCGAAGUCCCCUUACCCCAACUCGAAGUUCUCACUCUUGAUUGCGGCUUUCGGUCACGGAGUCUCAUUGCUGAUCCAGCUCUCCCAAAAUUCCUCGGCCAAUAUGCUUCAAACUUAAUCAGCCUCAAACUUUUAAAAAAACAACUGGGGAAGUGCGAGAUUUUUUCCCUAUUUGAAAUACCGCAUGGGUCGCCUGUGGUUUACAACAAGCUCCGACGGCUCGAGGUCUGCCUGUACUGCUUGACACCAGAAAUCAUAGACAUGCUGGCGUGCUCAUUGCCUGCGCUCGAAGAACUCGAUAUCGCCGUUCGCAUUUUCAAAGGAGAAACCGCGUCAAACAAUGGAAGGAACCAGGUACUUUUUGCGUGGAAAUGUGUGCUCGUAAUUACAGAUGUGACUGCCGCCCUGCGGCUCGUCACCCAGUUUCUAGAGUCUCUGCUCUGA
Messenger RNA from Psilocybe cubensis, 1419 nucleotides. RefSeq lists its product as uncharacterized. The transcript is spliced from 4 exons. Bases 1 to 1419 code for a protein of 472 amino acids. NCBI's taxonomy places the organism in Eukaryota, Fungi, Basidiomycota, Agaricomycetes, Agaricales, Agrocybaceae. The record is from RefSeq and is a predicted model, not a curated record.